This is a messenger RNA of Candidozyma haemuli, 6282 nucleotides long. RefSeq lists its product as uncharacterized. The transcript has 3 exons. Gene Ontology annotation, cellular component: fungal-type vacuole; fungal-type vacuole membrane. Gene Ontology annotation, biological process: transmembrane transport. The record is from RefSeq and is a predicted model, not a curated record. Gene Ontology annotation, molecular function: ATP hydrolysis activity; ATP binding; ABC-type peptide transporter activity. The coding region runs from base 1 to 6282 and encodes 2093 amino acids. Lineage: Eukaryota; Fungi; Ascomycota; Pichiomycetes; Serinales; Metschnikowiaceae.
AUGUCUUGCCUACUAUGGGAUUAUGACGAUAUCCCACGGUGUGCUCGUACGGAGAUAACCGCGCUAUAUCCGUUGGCAGUGGCGGCGCUUUCGUUGGCCUGGCUUAUCGUGACUUCCAUAGCUUCGUGUACUGGGAAGAAGAUUGAACUAGAUGAAUCCAGACCGCUUUUGGCUUCGCCUGAUGUGUAUGGGUCGGUAGAGCUGGCUGAAAGACCGGCUAACCAGCCAGAAAUUUCUUUGAGAGAACGCCAUUUCGAUAUGAUGAGAUUGCCUAAUACCAAUGAAGACGGAACGCCUCAUGGCCAGACUGUGGAACAACCUAAAUCGCUUGGCGAUAGGGCCAGGGUGUCGUUGGAGUUUGUGCUUGUGGCUUUGCAGCUUGCAAUGGCUGUGGCGACGUUGCUUUUAUCUGGAUUUUCCCAUGAAUGGAAGUCCCACUCGUUUGUUCAAGCAAGCUUGGUGUUCCACUGGGCAUACGCUUUUGCUUUGUGUUGCGCUAGAGUAACCAACAUGAAGAAACAAAAGAUCGCUUUGCCUAACUUGUGGGCUCAUUCUACGGCUUUGUACCUUUUCCAUGUCUUAUCUGCUGCGGUGUUUUUCCGUUCUGCCCUUAUUGGCCAUGUUAAACGUACGCCAGUGGCUUACUACUACGAAGCUGACUUUGCAAUUACCAUUGUGCUCGUGUUCCUUUCCAUUACUUGCAGUGUGGGCGAUAAACCUGCUAGAAUUUAUAUUACUUCUGAUGGUGUCAAGCCCUCGCCAGAGAACCUUGCUAGUCUUUGGUCUUUCUCUACGUACUCCUGGGUCGAUGAAAUGAUCUGGAGAGCCCGUAAAUCCUCUUUGGUUAUGGGUGAUAUCUGGGGAUUGCGUGAAGACGACUAUGCUUUGCACGUUCUUAAGGUGUUCGACUCUACCAAGCUGGCUGCUCGUUUUACCAUUCAGCUUUUCUCCCACUUCAAGUGGUUGUUUGCCCUCCAGGGUUUCUGGGCCUUGUGUGAAUCGAUCUUGGUGUUCUUCCCUACUCUUUUGUUGAAGAAAGUGUUGGAAUACGUUGAAGAUCCAUCCACAACUACCCGCAGUAUGGCUUGGUGCCUUGUGUUGCUCAUGCCUGCUUCUAAGUUGAUUGACUCUUUGAGUUCUGGCUUUUCCUUGUUUAUUGGUAGACGUGUUUGUGUUAGAAUGAGAGCUAUCAUCAUUGGUGAAGUGUACGCCAAGGCCUUAAGAAGAAAGAUCUCCAUCAAGGAUGUCAGUGACGACGAGCCUGCUUCUGAAGAUGAAGCUUCUGUGGGCUCUGAUGACAAGAAGAAGGACUCUGACGAGAAUGGAACCUCUGAUUUAGGUGCUAUUAUCAACUUGAUGGCUAUUGAUGCUUUCAAGGUUUCCGAAGUUUGCGGUUACUUGCACUUUUUCGUCGGUGGUACUUUGAUGCUUGUGGUUUGCACUGUUCUUUUGUACAACUUGUUGGGCUGGAGUGCCUUGGCUGGUUCUGCCGCUAUCAUUGUGUUCUUGCCAAUCAACUAUAAGCUUUCUCAAUGGACUGGUGAAGCUCAAAAGGAUAUGUUGAGUACCACUGAUAAGAGAAUCCAGAAGAUGAACGAGACCUUCUCCAGUAUCAGAAUCAUCAAGUUCUUCGCUUGGGAAAACAACUUCUUUGCCAACAUCAUGAAGAUCAGACACGACGAACUUUACUACCUUAAGAAGAGAAGUAUCUUGUGGGGUCUUCAGAGUUUCAACUGGUUUGCUAUUCCAACCAUCAUCACUGUGAUUUCCUUCUACUGCUACACCAUGAUUGAAGGUAAGCCAUUGACUGCUCCAAUUGCCUUUACUGCUUUGUCUUUCUUUACCCUUUUGAGAGCUCCUCUUGACCAAUUGGCUGACAUGACUGCCAUUAUUAUUCAGUCCAAGGUGUCUCUUGACAGAGUGAGUGACUUCUUGGAAGAGGACGAAACUUCCAAAUACGAGCAAUUGGGCCAAAAGCGUACUGAGAACUCUCCUGUUAUUGGUUUCGAAGAUGCUUCCUUCUCUUGGAACUCUACAUCUGACGCUGACUUUAAGUUGAGAAACUUGAACAUUGCAUUCAAGCCUGGUAAGUUGAACGUUGUUAUUGGCCCUACUGGUGCUGGUAAGACUUCCUUGCUUAUGGCUCUUUUGGGUGAAAUGGAACUUUUGAAUGGUAAGGUAUUCUUGCCUGGUAUUAUUCCAAGAGAUGAGUUGGUUAUUGACCCAACGACUGGCUUCACUGAAUCUGUCGCUUACUGUUCCCAAUCUGCCUGGUUGCUCAACGAUACUAUUAGAAACAACAUUAUCUUUUCCCAGCCUUACAUCCCAGAACGUUACGACAGAGUCGUCGAGGCCUGUGGUUUGACUCGUGAUUUGCAAAUUCUUCCUGCUGGUGACAAGACCGAGAUUGGUGAGAAGGGUAUUGCCUUGUCUGGUGGACAGAAACAGCGUAUUUCUUUGGCCAGAGCUUUGUACUCCAACUCUAGACACAUUUUGUUGGAUGACUGUUUGUCUGCUGUGGACUCUCACACUGCUUUGUGGAUUUACGAGAACUGUAUUUCUGGUCCUUUGAUGGCCAACAGAACAUGUAUUUUGGUUUCUCAUAAUGUUGCCUUGACUGUCCAGAAGGCUGAAUGGGUUGUUGUUAUGGAAGACGGGAAGGUCAAGGUCCAAGGAAGUGCCGACGAAUUGUUAGAUGGCGGCCACUUGGGCGAUGACGAAUUGGUUAGAUCUUCUGUGAUGAAUUCCCGUAACCAGUCAACUACUAACUUGCAAUCUUUGGACUCGAAGAACUCUGAAAUGAAGUCCAAGGCUGCCGUCAUUGAAAGCAAAUUGAAGGAUCUUGCUGGCGAAGAAGAACCAACUGAAGCCCUUCGUACUGACGGUAAGUUGAUCGAGGAAGAAGAGAAAGCCGAAGGUGUUGUUGGAUUAGACGUGUACGCAGGGUACAUUAAAGAGUUUGGUGGCUGGCCCACAUGGUCCAUUAUCAUCUUCACCUAUGGCUUCACUCAGCUUGUCUACAUUUGUCAAUCGUGGUGGUUGAAGAAAUGGGCUCAGGACACUCCUGAAACCAUUGCCAAGGUUAUGAAUGUUGUUGGAAUCACCGGCGAGUCUAUGCCUUCAAUUGUUAAGACUUUUGCUGCCAACACUAACUUGGCUAUUGCAUCGCUUUCUUCUGCUUACAAGCAGGCCUCAGACGCUGUUACCACUUUCAAGACUCACCACAUUGUUCAAUACUACAUUAUCUGGUACGCCUUGAUUGGUUUGGCUUACUCUGUGUUGGCAACCAUCCGUGUCUUUGUGUCUAUCUUUGCUGGUAUUAGAGCUUCCAACAGAAUUUUCAAGCGUGUGUUGACGAGAAUUUUGAGUGCCAAGUUGGGUUUCUUUGACAAGACUCCUCUUGGACGUAUUAUGAACAGAUUCUCCAAGGAUAUUGAAGCUGUUGACCAGGAAUUGACUCCAUUCGGUGAAGCUACUUUUGCAUGUCUCGUUUCAUGUAUUUCUAUCUUCAUCCUUAUUACGGUCAUCACUCCAGGUUUCUUGUUCUUUGCCGUCUUCAUCUCGUACUUUUACUACUUGAUUGGAUCGCUCUACAUCACUCUUUCGAGAGAAUUGAAGAGAUUCGACUCUAUCACCAAGUCGCCUAUCCACCAGCACUUCUCAGAAUCCUUGACUGGUGUUGCCACAAUCAGAGCUUACGGUGUUGAAUCCCGUUUCAUGAAGCAAAACUUGGCUGCUAUCGACGAGAACAAUAGACCAUUCUUCUACAUGUGGGUUGCUAACAGAUGGUUGGCUUUGCGUGUUGAUGCUGUGGGUUCUCUUGUCAUGUUGUUCGCUGGUAUUUUUGUCAUUUUGUCUAUUGGCAGAAUUGACGCUGGUUUGGCUGGUUUGUCUUUGUCUUAUGCCAUUUCCUUCUCAGAGAACGCCUUGUGGAUUGUUCGUCUUUAUGCCAACGUCGAGAUGAAUAUGAACUCUGUGGAGCGUUUGCAAGAGUUCAUGAAGGUUGACCAGGAGCCCCCAAGUGAGAUUCCAGAGACAACUCCAAAGCCAGAAUGGCCUACUAGAGGUGAGAUUGAGGUUAAGGACGUUUCCUUGAGAUACGCUCCUCACUUGCCUAGAGUCAUCAAGAACGUUACAUUCCACGUGGAGCCAUCCCACAAGAUCGGUGUCGUGGGUCGUACCGGUGCUGGUAAGUCUACCAUCAUCACUGCAUUCUUUAGAUUCUUGGACCCAGAGACUGGUUACAUCAAGAUUGAUGAUGUGGAUAUUUGCAGCAUUGGUUUGAGGAACUUGAGACAGGCCAUCACCAUUAUCCCUCAAGAUCCUACUCUUUUCACAGGUACGAUUCGUUCCAACUUGGACCCCUUCGACCAGUACUCGGACGCUCAGAUCUUUGAAGCCUUGAAGAGAGUCAACUUGAUUGGACGUGAAGAGACCGCCAGAGAUAUCGACAGUUCCCAGGAGAACAAGAACAAGUUCUUGGACUUGAGUUCUGCCGUUUCUGAAGGUGGUAACAACUUGUCGCAAGGCCAAAGACAAUUGAUGUGUCUUGCCAGAUCGUUGUUGAAGAGCCCUAAGGUGAUUUUGUUAGAUGAAGCCACCGCCUCGAUCGACUACCAAUCUGAUGCCAUGAUCCAGCAGACCAUCAGAGAAGAGUUCUCGGGCUCCACCAUUCUUACGAUUGCUCAUAGAUUGAGAUCGAUCAUUGACUACGAUAAGAUUUUGGUGAUGGACGCCGGUAAAGUUGUCGAGUACGACGAUCCAUACGCCUUGAUCGCCAACAAGGAGACCUUGUUCUAUAGCAUGUGUGAAAACAGUGGAGAGCUUGAAGUUCUCGCCAAGCUAGCCAAGGAGUCUUUCGUCAGCAGGAAAAACAAAAAUGAGACCCUUCAACACCAUGAAUACGUGGCUGUGCCUCGAGAAGAUGAUAUAGAAUCUGGUCUAGAAAACCUGACCACCGAUCUUUUGUCCACAGAGGUGAAUUUCUUGCCUCAGUUGGAAGAGGUACCACAGGGCAGGCACUUGGGGCUUUUUUCAACCAUAGUGUUGUUUGUCAGCCGGAUCUUGGGAUCUGGGUUUUUGGCUAUUUCAAGUGGAAUGUAUAACGAUUGUGGUCGUUCGCCGUUCUUCUUCUUUCUUUCGUGGAUCAUUGCAUGUGCUCUGGCGUUCGCUGGGCUCUAUGUGUAUCUUGAGCUAGGGCUGUUUAUCCCGAGAAGUGGAGGCACGAAGGUGUUUUUCGAGGUCAUUUACGAUAGACCGUAUAUGUUGGCCAGCGUGGUGAUCUCGCUUUACUCGGUGAUGUAUGGGUUCACGAUUCUGAACCUUUUGGUGUUUGGGGAGUACUCUUUGCACGCGUUUGGAAUCAAGACAUCUGAUUGGAACAUUCGGUUGGUGGGUCUUGGGUUUCUUUAUUUCACUUGUGCUUUUCAUGGAAUUAGCGUGCACCAUGGUGUUCGAGUCCAGAACUUUAUUGGUGGGCUUAAGUUGGUUUUAGCGGCAUUGAUCGUGUUGACAGGAAUAUGGGUUUCCGUGUUGCCGCUGAGUAUUACCAAAAUCGAGAACCAAUUGCAUUUUCAUGGAUUCUUUCCAGCUAAGAGUGAAAUAACUCCAGGUUCUUUUGCCAGUGCCAUUAUUAAAGGAACAUUUGCAUGUGCGGGAUGGAACUCUAUCCAUACCGUCACCAACGAGAUCAAAGACCCAAAUCGUACGUUGAAGAUUGCUGGUCCUCUUUCUUUGCUUAUCAUCACAAUAACCUAUAUCUUCAUCAACAUAGCAUACUUGGUGGUUAUCCCAGAUAAGGAAAUCAUGGAAAGUGGUCAAUUGAUAGGUUCUCUUCUUUUCGAGAAGAUAUUUGGAUACCGUAUUGGAAGACAGUUUUUGACCAUCGCAUCUGCUGUUUGCACGGCAGGCAACGUCUUUGUCGUUUUGUAUACCAUUUCUCGUGUCAGCCAGGAAGUGUUUAAAGAAGGUUUCUUGCCAUUUUCGAGAUUCAUGUCAUCUAAUUGGCCAGGAGACGCUCCAUUACCAACGCUAUUACUCAGUUGCACACUUUCAACCUUGGUUGUUGUUGGAGCGCCACAUGGCGACGUCUACAACUAUAUCGUAUCGCUUGAAAGUUAUCCACAACAAAUCUUUGUGGCUCUAUGUGCAUUGGGGAUAUUCAUCAUGAGAAAAAGACAUCCUCGUUUCAAGGCUCCUAUUAGGUCCACUAUCAUAGGCACAGUGGCGGUUAUUGUCAUGGAAUGGAGGACUGGAUCCCCUACCCAUACAUUGGGUUGCUAA